Aspergillus calidoustus is the source of this 987-nucleotide messenger RNA. The record is from the annotation of a GenBank genome assembly. NCBI's taxonomy places the organism in Eukaryota, Fungi, Ascomycota, Eurotiomycetes, Eurotiales, Aspergillaceae.
AUGGAUCCCGUCCACCCCCCGGUCGCCGAGCCACCUGCGCCCGAAGUUCAGGAAACACAACAGGCGCCUCAGCCAGACCAGCAACACCUUCAACAAGAUAUUCAGCAGGAGCAACUGCCAGAGCAAGCACAGGAGCUUCAGCAAGAUGCUCCGCAAGAAGCCCAGCCCCACCAGCGAGACAUCCCACGUCGCUCAGAAGCUGAAACACCUACCAUCAUCCCGGCCUCCGCCCCAGAAGAAUCUACCCUCCCUCCGACAAGCUAUCAUAACGGUUACAGCAGCGACUCGCGCGCUCAUUAUGACUAUCACACUACUCCCACGCACAACACACACCCUCAACCGCCGGCGACGUCGAGACCGAGUUCUGGGUUAUCAGUUACGCAGAAACAGCCCGCGCAGCCGUCGAAGAACAGCGUGGUGAUCAAGGUCGGCAUGGUCGGAGAUGCACAAAUUGGAAAGACUAGUUUGAUGGUCAAAUAUGUCGAGGGUAGCUGGGAUGAGGAUUACAUUCAGACACUGGGCGUCAACUUUAUGGAAAAAACAAUCUCGAUCCGGAAUACAGAAAUCACAUUCUCAAUCUGGGAUUUGGGUGGUCAGCGCGAGUUUGUCAACAUGCUGCCGCUUGUGUGUAACGAUGCCGUCGCUAUUCUCUUCAUGUUCGACCUUACCCGCAAAAGCACUUUGAACUCCAUCAAGGAAUGGUACAGGCAAGGGCGAGGGUUCAACAAGACCGCCAUCCCCUUCCUCGUGGGUACCAAGUACGAUCACUUUGUGAACUUUCCUCGGGAAGAUCAAGAGGAGAUUUCAAUUCAGGCCAAACGCUUCGCAAAAGCUAUGAAAGCCAGUUUGAUCUUCAGCAGUACCAGUCACAGCAUCAAUGUACAAAAGAUAUUCAAAAUCGUCUUGGCCAAAGCGUUUGACCUGAAAUGUACAAUCCCCGAGAUCGAAAACAUCGGCGAGCCUCUGUUGCUCUACAAGAACGUUUAA